AUGAGUGAGGAGGGGAAGGAGCAACAACCUAAGGCAGAUGAACGGAUAAUACUAAAUGUUGGCGGUGUGAAGUUCGAAACAUACAGAAGCACCCUCACUGCAUAUCCAGAUACUUUCCUAGGUACAAUGUUUGGUGAUCGUAAUCAAUCAAUGCUUCAUCCGUACAAUGGGAAUGAGUAUUUCUUCGAUAGGGAUGGACGUGUAUUUCAUUAUAUCAUGCAAUACUAUCGAACAGGAAAGAUCAUGUGGAAGCCUCAUGCAGAUUGCUGCUCAAGUACAGUGACAAGAGAAGAAAUAUUACAGGAAGUUGAUUUUUUUCAGAUUUCUAGAGAGGAAAUUGGAUUAAAUGAGCAGCAUCCAGUCGCUUUGAUGCUUGACAAAUUUGUGGAAAUGUUAAAGGCGUGUGUUUGGCAGGCAAUGGCAGUUGGAGAGACCAUCAUUGAAAUAGUUUUUGCUUACAACAACAAGGAAGUAUUUGAAGUCUCCCCUGAUUUAAACAUGUUGAAUGACAUUGUUAGACCAUUUGCAGAGUGUGGGUACUUUUUCCUGAGUAUGUUUGGGAGAGAAAUUGAACAGCAUUUGAAGACUGAAUUUGCUGGACUUAGUUGUGGCUUAAUAGAUAAGACUGAAGAUUUUUACAAACCAGGACGGAUUGUUCUCAAAAUUUCUUGGAAUAAUAGAAUUAAUCGCAAGCAAAUACUCGGCGAGUCUUGUCUUGCGAAACAUAGAUAG
This is a messenger RNA of Paraglomus brasilianum, 732 nucleotides long. The record is from the annotation of a GenBank genome assembly. Lineage: Eukaryota; Fungi; Glomeromycota; Glomeromycetes; Paraglomerales; Paraglomeraceae.